UUCGAUCCAUCCGAGAGCAUCCUGAGCAACAGCAGGACUAAAUAUACGUCCUUGUGGAUCAUCAUGCCUUCUCUACCGGAGGUGACGUCAGCCCCAAUCGAUGGCAAUAAAUACCGUUAGGACACGAGUUGGCGGCUACCGCCACCAAGAGAGAGAAGAAAAAGAUCAAUCGAAGUCGGCGAUGUCGGCUAGGGGGAAGGUUUGGAAGCCAAAACUCGAAACCGCCACACCACCAACAAAACCCUCGAUCCCAAAUCCCGUACAAACUUACUCCAGCGCCCGAUUCCCCUCCGAAUCGAGCUCCAAUUCCCUCAAGUCCUGCCGCGAUCCCAUUGUUUCCAAUCAAGAACAAGUUCCGACCCAGAGGAUACCCGAGCAGCGGGACGAGAACGAGCUCCAAGAACAGCGGGAUAAGAAGAAGAGGAGCGAGGAGGAUUCAACGGCGGAGUUGAAUUCUCAGCGAGCCGAGGCCUCCUCGGUUGGUGGUGGAGAUUUUGAUGAAGCUGUCGGGAGAUUGGAGAAGCUUCGGAUUAGUGGAGAAGAGCCGGAAUUGUCGGAAGAACAAAUACGGACGAAUGACCAGCUGCAAGAGGAUGAGGUUCUGGCAUUGGAAGCAAUUUAUGGGGACAAUGUUAUCACCUUGGAUAGGAAAAGAGGUUUACGAUCCUUCCAGAUUUGUAUCCAUUAUGACGUUCCUGAUGACAUCAGCAUAUCUGCCAAGCUCCACUCAUCCAGCAAAAAGUUAAAAUCUGGAGUAAAAGGUCGAGAUGGCAGGACAGAAUGUGAUGAAUCUGAUGAAUUUUUGUAUACGUUUAGUGUUCGACACCUGCCCCCAAUUAUAUUGACAUGUUUAUUACCUCGAUCAUAUCCAAGCCAUCAUCCUCCCUAUUUCACAAUCAUGGCACAGUGGUUGGAUGCUCUGAAGAUUUCCAAUCUUUGUCACAUGCUGGACACCAUCUGGAUGGAGCAAACAGGGCAGGAGGUUAUAUAUCGAUGGGUAGAAUGGCUGCAAAAUUCUUCUCGCUCAUACCUUGGGUUUGAUAAUGGAGUAAUGCUUGAUCUAUAUGAUAUCUCGGAUGUUCAAGACAUGCGUGCCAUUUCAAGAAGUGUCUCGCCAGAGUCUAUCAUUCCUUCAAUAAUUAGUUACAACAAUGAGAAGUGUCAUGAAGAUUUUCUGAACAAUCUACAUCAAUGUAUUAUUUGUUUUAGUGAGUAUGCAGGUUCAGAAUUUGUCAAACUUCCAUGCCAGCAUUUCUUUUGCUGGAAGUGCAUGGAGACUUAUUCCAAUAUGCAUGUGGAGGAGGGAACAGUAACUAAGUUGCUAUGUCCUGAUGCUAAAUGUGGAAGUCUUAUUCCACCUGGUUUAUUGAAACGGUUGCUAGGGAGUGAAGGCUAUGAACGCUGGGAAUCCUUGCUACUACAGAAAACAUUGGAUUCGAUGCCUGAUGUUGUCUACUGUCCAAGAUGUGAAACUGCAUGCUUGGAAGAUGAGGACCACCAUGCUCAAUGUUCAAAGUGUUUCUUCAGCUUUUGCACCCUCUGCAGAGAACGCCGUCAUGUAGGAGUAAAAUGUAUGACUCCAGAAGCAAAGCUACUUAUUUUGCAGGAGCGGCAGAAUUCAACUCGACUAAAAGGAGAUCAGUUGCACAGAGAGCGUGAGAUCAUAAAUGAGAUUCUCAGUGUUAGGGAAGCACUUCGUGAUGCUAAACAAUGUCCAUCUUGCAAGAUGGCAAUCUCACGAACAGAAGGCUGCAACAAGAUGGUAUGCCAAAAUUGUGGGCAGUUCUUUUGCUACCGCUGUAACAAGGCAAUUGACGGAUAUGAUCAUUUUAGGGAAGAAUGUGAACUUUUUCCCCGUGAAGAAAUGGAGAGAUGGGAAAUGCAUAUGAAUCCUAGACAAGUGGCCGCACAGAUACAAGCUGAACUAUUUGCUGAUGUUGGUCAUCCAUGUCCAAAUUGUCGACAACUAAAUGCCAAGGUUGGAAAUAACAAUCAUAUCUUUUGCUGGGCUUGCCAAACUCAUUAUUGUGCACUAUGCCGGAAAGUCGUGAGGCGGAGCUCGCAGCAUUACGGGCCUAAAGGUUGCAAGCAGCACACUGUUGAUCCUUCAUGAUGGCUUUUGUGGUUGUUUAUCCAUUCUGUUGACCAGAGAUACAGAUCAACUUUCUGAUGGCAUGGCUGAUCAUGUUGAUGACAGUGAAGCAGGUUUAUCUUCAUUCUAGCCGGUUGUUGUCUAGCCCAAAGGAGGAGUGAUCAUGUUAUAAUGUAGGAAGACAGCCAUAGAAAGUGAUUGAAAUUGCUUUCACAUUCAAUGAUUGAUGUAUAUUGGCUGUUGGCAAAUAAAAUCCUGUAGUGAGCUUGAUUUUUGCUGAAUUUUUCAAUGAUCUUGUUUUCUAUUAAGUUAGCAUCUUUAUAAUUAUAGUGUAUUUCCAAUAUGGCGUGAGGACAACCUCUGCUUCUGGAUCAGCUGAGCAGAAUUUUGAUACACAAUGACCUUCCAUAUAUAUCGGGGUUGGAAUGAUUUUAAGAGUA
Messenger RNA from Elaeis guineensis (African oil palm), 2532 nucleotides. RefSeq lists its product as uncharacterized. Gene Ontology annotation, molecular function: zinc ion binding; ubiquitin-protein transferase activity; protein binding. Gene Ontology annotation, biological process: protein ubiquitination. NCBI's taxonomy places the organism in Eukaryota, Viridiplantae, Streptophyta, Magnoliopsida, Arecales, Arecaceae. The record is from RefSeq and is a predicted model, not a curated record.